Molecule: messenger RNA, 862 nt
Organism: Schistocerca serialis cubense
Lineage: Eukaryota; Metazoa; Arthropoda; Insecta; Orthoptera; Acrididae
Product: putative hydroxypyruvate isomerase
Exons: 1
Coding region: 34-822 (262 amino acids)
Biological process (GO): glyoxylate metabolic process
Molecular function (GO): hydroxypyruvate isomerase activity
Source: RefSeq, a predicted model, not a curated record
GUACAGACAGUACUUGGUAGUAUAUUCGCGAAAAUGACUCUCAGGGUGUGUGCAAAUCUCAGCUUCAUGUUUCAAGAAACUACAUCACUUAUCGAACGAUAUGCUUUAGCUAAGGAAGCUGGUUUUCGUGCUGUGGAAUGUGUUUUUCCGUAUGAAUAUCCCCUGGAAGAAGUUAUUUCAGCAAAAGAAAGUGCCGGUGUCAACCAGAUCAUAAUAAAUGUAUUUCCCGGUGACCCAAGUAAAGGAGAAUUUGGGUUUGCAGCAAUUCCUGGACAGGAGGAGAAGUUUAAAGAAAGCCUCAGUCUUGCAGUUAAAUAUGCAAAAGGCCUUCACUGUAAACGGAUUCAUGUGAUGUCUGGAAAUGCUAAAAAUCCAAGCAGUGUGAAUGACGACAUUUAUGACAAAAACAUUAACUAUGCAGCGUCUUUGUUCGAGAAAGAGUGUAUUGUAGGAUUGAUUGAAACAAUCAAUCCACAUUCUGUUCCAAACUAUUACAUGAAUAAUUUUUCAAAAGGGCUGGACAUUCUCAGAAGAAUAAAUAGUCCAAAUCUAAGGUUGAUGAUGGAUUUAUUCCAUGUUCAACACUUACAAGGUGACCUGACACACACAAUUAAAACGGCCCUACCGUAUGUUGGCCACAUCCAGAUUGCCCAAGUGCCCAACAGAAAUGAACCUGACACACCUGGUGAAGUAAAUUACAGCUACAUAUUUGAUGUUCUAAAAGAUAAUGGUUAUGAUGGUUGGAUCGGUUUGGAGUACAAAUCAGCAAAGGCAACAAGAGAAGGGUUGAAAUGGAUUCAGAAUUAUAGAGUUACACAGUAAUUCUUGUUGAAAAAUAUUUUGUAGAGGUGUUUUCUGGAAC